Messenger RNA from Dunckerocampus dactyliophorus (ringed pipefish), 2460 nucleotides. RefSeq names its product protein Tob1-like. Gene Ontology annotation, cellular component: nucleus; cytoplasm. Gene Ontology annotation, molecular function: transcription corepressor activity. The transcript has 2 exons. Lineage: Eukaryota; Metazoa; Chordata; Actinopteri; Syngnathiformes; Syngnathidae. Bases 451 to 1488 code for a protein of 345 amino acids. Gene Ontology annotation, biological process: regulation of gene expression. The record is from RefSeq and is a predicted model, not a curated record.
CCGGCAGGAAGGGACGAAGUCGCAGAACUCCCGAGAAGGAGGGAGCUACUCCGCUUAGCCUGCUGAUUAAACAACCCUCGAAAUCACCUUCAAAUCUAGAAAGCAAACGGCAAUCCUCAGACAUUUUUCAUCUACUGGAAUACCUUUUUUAUUGUUAAUAUAUUCUGUGUGAAGAAAGUAUUUAUACUUUUUGUUCGCUAUUUUGCACUAACUAACGGUACUCCACAACUACUGAGAAGCUUUAUUUUUUUACAAAACAAGAAACGUUCACACCGGGUGGAACCAGACCUCCUCUGCAAGAACCGCACUUUCACCGCCGAACAAGUUUCGCUUCCCUCAGGCCGUUCUACCCGCCUGUGUCGCCAACCACGGCUAAAAGCAAGCAAACCCAUCGGACCUCUUCACACGUGCAGUCUCCGCUCACCACCCGGUCGACGUCAGCAGUUAGCUAUGCAGCUUGAAAUCCAAGUAGCUCUCAACUUCAUCAUCUCGUAUCUGUACAACAAGCUGCCCAGGCGGCGGGUCAACAUCUUCGGCGAGGAGCUCGAGCGGCAGCUGAAGCAGAAGUACGAGGGCCACUGGUACCCGGAUAAGCCGUACAAGGGCUCGGGGUUCAGGUGCAUCCACGUGGGGGAGAAGGUGGACCCCGUGGUGGAGAAGGCGGCUAAAGAGAGCGGACUGGACAUCGACGAUGUCCGCAACAACCUUCCGCAGGACCUCAGCGUGUGGAUUGACCCCUAUGAGGUGUCCUACCAAAUCGGGGAGAAGGGUCCGGUCAAAGUACUGUACGUCGACGACAGUAACGAGACGGGGGCGAGCGGCGGGGGGCUGGAUCUGGACAAGGAGAUCAAGAACAGUUUCAAUCCGGACGCGCAGGUCUUCAUGCCCAUCAGCGAACCCAUGGGCGGCGCUUCUCCAGGCUCCAGCUCGCCCUCGCCCCCUUUCGGCCACUCGGCGGCGGUCAGCCCCACCUUCAUGCCCCGCUCCACGCAGCCUUUAACCUUCACCACCGCCACCUUCGCCGCCACCAAGUUCGGCUCCACUAAGAUGAAGAGCAGCGGGCGCAGCAGCAGCAGCAGCAGCAACAACAACAACGCCUGCACUACCGGCGCCAACAAGGUGGCACGCACCUCUCCCACCAACCUGGGCCUGAAUGUGAACAGUCUCCUGAAACAGAAAGCCAUCUCCACUUCCAUGCACUCGCUCUACGGGCUCGGGCUCGGAACGCAGCCGCCGCAGCAGCAGCAGCAGGCCAAGCCCUCGGCUUUGUCCCCCAACGCCAAGGAGUUUGUGUUCCCAAACGCUCAGAGCGCCCUCUUCCCAGGGGAGAGCUCACUCGGUCUGGGCCCGCUUCAGUACAACAACGCCUUCGACGUCUUCGCGGCCUACGGCGGCCUUAACGACAAGUCCCUGAUGGACGGCUUGAAUUUCAGCCUGAGCAACAUGCAGUAUUCUAACCAGCAAUUCCAGCCAGUCAUGGCCAACUAGCUACGACUUCACGCAGCAGCAACGACCAGAUAAUGUGACGCUAUGAUGGUGGGGGGGGGGGGGGGUCAACUUAAAUGCACAUUUUGAAAAAUUAGAAAACAAAAAAAAGAACGGAAUGUCAAGAAUGAAAGAAAAAGUGACAUCUUAAGAAUACGAGCCCGAGGGUGAACGACUUUGCCCCCUUGAGUUACAACUUGUCUUUCUUGAAAUGGUGACGCUUGUUGUACGAGAUGUCCAAGCUUGGUUACCCAAACUUCAUUAUUGUUAUUUCUUUUGCCAACCAAGCACAAAAUAUUUUUUUAUGUUACUGUUUGAAGUAGAGAUAUAUAUAUAUAUAUAUAUAUAUAUAUAUAUAUAUAUAUAUAUAUAUAUAUAUAUAUAUAUAUAUAUAUAUAUGAAAAACAAAACAAAAAAAACACCACCACAACUCAUGGCCUCGUUCAGUAUUUGGACAUAACUGGAUUUUGCCAAUUUUUUACCAGAAAUUGGCAUCGCUAAGUGGGAUUCUCUGGUCUUUUUUCUAAUUGUAUAAUUUAAUUUAGUACAGAGUUUGUAAAAUAUCAAGAGUAUCUAUUGUUUCUACGACACGGUAUUGCAUUUAUAUCUUUUUACUACUCCAGUGAUCUGUGAUGGCUGCAGCAACUUUGUUUUCUUUUUUAUUGAAAUGAGAAAAAAUGAAUCCAGACUAUUCUAAAGAUUGUGUACAGAAUAUUCCAUAGUGGUGGGAUUUAAGAAUAUUUGCUUUUUUUCAGGGGGAGGAGGGGAACAUAGAGUUGUAUUUUCUGUUAAGAGUAAGAAAAAAAAUGAUUUUGCUACAUUAUGGACAAAAUGUAAUCGUAUAUUAAUUUUGUACCUACAUUGUGCAAUACUUGAUAAAAACAAAACGGUAUAACAAAGUAUUCGGAGUCAGUGUCUUACAUGUUAACAGGGACUGAUAGUUUAUUAAGUUUGUAUUAAAAGGCUUGAAAAUAA